This is a messenger RNA of Nematolebias whitei (Rio pearlfish), 1490 nucleotides long. Its product is annotated as inhibitor of nuclear factor kappa-B kinase-interacting protein. The record is from RefSeq and is a predicted model, not a curated record. The coding region runs from base 225 to 1427 and encodes 400 amino acids. Lineage: Eukaryota; Metazoa; Chordata; Actinopteri; Cyprinodontiformes; Rivulidae. The transcript is spliced from 3 exons.
UGAAGGCACCGUUUUCCAGAGCGCACGAGCAGGAGUAGCGGUUUAGCUAAACCAGUUUGAUCGCGUUUAUUUGUUGCUUGAAUCAUUAUGAACUUGUUUCUGAGGCAGGUUUUUUGUGUUAUUUUGCGAUUUAACAAACAGCUGGCUACGCUGUUUUGUUAGGCCUGUUUAAAACCAGUUAAGACGUAAAACAACGGGUCAAGCAGCGGCUUAUCGUGUUAAAAAUGCCCACUGAAGUGAAGCAGAGGAGGAAGACUCCAAAACAAAACACUCAUGAACUUUCGGAAACUUCGUCUGCUAAGGGUGAAGAUGAAAAGGAGACAUCGGAGGACCACUAUAUUGCAAAUGAAACCCCUUCUGGUCCCGACAUGAAAAGUUUAAUGUGCUUAUUGUCGCUUGUAACCUGCGGAGUUUUGAGCUGGGUGGUGCUGCGGCAGAACGAGAGGUUCUCGCUAAUAGAGGAAAAGUACCAGACUCUGUACGGAAGGACUUCCAGCCUGCUGGACAAGGAGGAAGACAUGGUUCAAGUGUCUAAAAAGCUUGCUGCGUCCGAAGAUGACCUCCAGGAAGCGCUCUCCACCGUCUCCUUGGCAACAAGGCUCCAGCAGGACAUCUCCACCCUCCAUGCUGCCAUCAUGGUGAUGCAGACUGACGAGAACUCCGCCUCCCGCGACCUGCAGUCAGUCAACGCCCACUUCCUGGACGUGACGGAGACGUGGCAGGAGCGGCUGGCUGCUGUCACCUCGGAUCUGGCUGCCAUCAAGGCCGAGGCGCGGGAGGCUCACGCCGGAGCCACGGAGCGGGUGAACGAGGCCGAGCAGAGGACCCGGACGCUGGCGGAGAGGCUGGAAGAGCUGGAGGACAGCACAAAGAGGAACGCCAGAGUUAUGGAGCGCACUGAGGAGGACGACGCCAAGCGAGCGCAGGACCAGCUGGACUGGAACACCAGGCAGGUCCACAAACUGGAGGAGCAGAUCGGCAUCCUGCGCAGGAGGGAGGUCGAGCUGAGCGCUCAGCUCCAGGAGCACGUUCUCCGCGCGCAGGCCUGCGAAGAGCACCUGCCCCAGGUGGAGGAGGCCGUGCGCUCCAUAUUAAAACUGAGCGGCGAUCUGAUGGGGGCGGAGAAGAGGCUGGAGGAGGUGACGCUCCAGGUGUUUGGGACUGAGGACAGCAUGCUGAAAGCGCUGAGCGAGAUCCUCGAGAUCCGACAGGAGCUGGACACCCUGCAGGCUCAAAACAGCAUCCUGAAGAUGAAGAACGAGCUGUCUGUGGUGAAGGAGGCCGUCCGUGAACUCACCACGGUGCUGAGGGGAAACCUGGUCGAGAGCCAAGCGGAUGCUGAGCUUUUGGAGGAAGAGGAAUGGAAAGAUGAAGAGCAGUGGCAGGACGAUGAAGCUGAAUAUCCUCAUGAUGAUUUCACCGUCUGAUUUUAAAUCAGUUACUGAUGUUUCUCUAGUACUUAUUUUGUUCCAGUUACACUUAUUAAAAAC